This is a messenger RNA of Panicum virgatum (switchgrass), 1790 nucleotides long. RefSeq names its product deSI-like protein At4g17486. Gene Ontology annotation, biological process: protein deubiquitination. Gene Ontology annotation, molecular function: deubiquitinase activity. The transcript is spliced from 7 exons. NCBI's taxonomy places the organism in Eukaryota, Viridiplantae, Streptophyta, Magnoliopsida, Poales, Poaceae. Bases 605 to 1342 code for a protein of 245 amino acids. The record is from RefSeq and is a predicted model, not a curated record.
AAUCAAAUCAAAAGAGAAAACCCCGGAUAAAUUAUGAGGGGAAAGGAAGAGACGCCACAGCUUCCUUCCACUUCCUCCUCUGCUGGUCGUCGUCGCCCACCACCUCCGGAGUCCGGAGUCUUCCCCAAAUCCUCCUCCCCUGCCGUGCUCUGCGCUGCCGCCCCUGCGGACGCUGUGAGACGUCCGUGCCCCACCUGUUUGUCCUUGAUUUGCUCCACGAGUCCAUGGCCUUGUAGACUCACAAGGUUCAGUUCAUACCUUGCAGCCCUUGAGGGUCUUCUGAGAAGUGAUAUCUCGAGGCUUCAGGGUUCUUCGAGGUGUGUGGGUUUUGGAGACAUUGCGAUUUGCGAGGCAAGCCAUCGACACCUUCAGGGUGCAGGGCUUCAAGACCUUCUGGAUUCGGACCCUUGGAGCUCUUUGAGGUGAAAGACAAGAAGGCAGCAAGGUUUUGGCAUAGUUUAACCAUAUGGAAUUACUGAUUGCUAUUUGGGCUCUAGUUUAUUGACAGAAGUGUAUCAUUGAUCAACAAGACUUAGCUCAGACCCUCUUUUCAAAUCAGUAUGAUUACUCUUACAUACAGUUGGGCUAGCAUAGAACAUCAGUCAUGAUGUCGGGCUCAAAGAAGGAAAAGAAUCUCAGCACGUGUUUCCAAUUAAGCCAGAAAUCUUAUGCUCAUUUUUGUUUGUUUUCGAAAGUCCGAUCUGCCAGCCCACCACCUGGAAAUACACCAGUUUAUCUAAAUGUAUAUGAUUUGACACCAGUAAAUGGCUAUGUUUACUGGGCUGGUCUAGGGAUAUUUCAUUCUGGCAUUGAAGUUCAUGGCGUGGAGUAUGCAUUUGGAGCACAUGACUAUUCGAUUAGUGGAGUUUUUGAGGUGGAACCUCGGCAGUGUCCUGGUUUCAAAUUUAGGAAAUCAAUAUACAUGGGAACUACAUGUCUGGAUCCUCUCCAAGUCAGAGAGUUCAUGGAGAUUCAGUCAGUAAAUUACAAUGGGGAUACCUAUCAUUUGAUAAGUAAAAACUGCAACCAUUUCUGUGAGGAUAUCUGCAAAAGGUUGACAGGAAAUUUAAUUCCAAAAUGGGUUAAUCGGCUUGCCAGAAUGGGUGCUGUUUGCAACUGCAUUCUACCAGAGUCCCUCAAGAUUGACGCAGUCCAUCAUGACCCAGAUAGCCAAGCUGAAGAUAGUGAGAAAAGAAGGCUGACAGGUGCCUUGAGUUGCUUCUCUUCAAUCUCUCUGUGCCAAAGACACUUCUCAACGUCUUCGCUCUUCCUACGUUCCCCUGCGAAAGGAACUUCUUGGGAUACAAAACAGUCGAGUUCUGCCCAAUUGAAGAAGAGCUGAGAAUUGAGGUACCCUGUACAUUGCUUUCCCUUAUUGAAGCACCAAGAUUUUUUUUAUCAGCAAUCUCUUCUACAACAGUCAUCAAAGAAGGAUACAAAGGUAUUUACAAGGUGUCGUGCAUGUCUGAGCAUUGGCUCCAGCUGUGCUUUGAAAUAUGUACAGAGUGUGUAGAAGUUGUUCUUAAACUUGAGUUCCCAGUGCAAUGAGCUCAAAGUCCUAAAAUAUUUCAGUGAUGGUUGCUCUCUAUGCCGACGCUGCCGUCUGAUAUUUUGCUCUGUUGAAAGGGUGUUCUACUUAUAGUGACAUUGGAGUGAUGGUACUAGUAGUACAUGCGUUUCGUGUGUGACUUACGGUUGUAUUGCAUCUGCGCAGGCAACAUGACGUGGUCCUUUCUGGGUUUGUACAUGAUGACUGAUUCGCUUGUGAAAUGUUGUGCUUCAUUGCUGUA